Messenger RNA from Ilyonectria robusta, 1595 nucleotides. RefSeq names its product UDP-Glc/Gal endoplasmic reticulum nucleotide sugar transporter. Gene Ontology annotation, molecular function: UDP-galactose transmembrane transporter activity; UDP-glucose transmembrane transporter activity. Bases 199 to 1443 code for a protein of 414 amino acids. Gene Ontology annotation, biological process: UDP-galactose transmembrane transport. Gene Ontology annotation, cellular component: endoplasmic reticulum membrane; Golgi membrane. NCBI's taxonomy places the organism in Eukaryota, Fungi, Ascomycota, Sordariomycetes, Hypocreales, Nectriaceae. The record is from RefSeq and is a predicted model, not a curated record. The transcript is spliced from 3 exons.
GUCAAGUUUCAUGAUGGCAACUCAGCGAACUUAAACGAACCUUGCUUUGGUGCGAUCUCAUUUCCUUCACUCCUACCUUUCCUGUCGCUCUCUUCUAGCGUUGCGCCAUUACUUUGACCACCUUUUGUUUGGGACACUUGUCUGUCAUUUCCUACUUCCUAUCAUUGUUCGCGACUUGCGUGAUACCCUUCAAACACCAUGGCUCGAACCAAGCAACCGGCGAUCAAGCGCGAAGCGUCAUCCGAGUUCUUCAACAAGACUACGGCGACCUGGGAGGAUACCAAUGGCAGCGGCAAGGGGGACAAGAUGGCCAAUGGCCAUCCGGCGACGGCCAAGACGGACGCGGCGCAUGAGAAGCCCGAAGCAGGUGUUGUGCAACUUGUCGUUGCUGUCGCGGGCAUCUAUGCUUCGUUCCUGACGUGGGCGUACCUCCAGGAGAAGCUCACGACGACACAUUACGGCCCGGCCGACGCGCCUGAGGUGUGGCACUUCCCCGUCUUCCUCAACACGAUCCAGUCCGUCUUCGCCGCAACGGUCGGCGCCGUAUACCUCGUCGCGUCGACGCCCACCGGCGCCAGCAUCGCACCCAUCAUCCCGUCCCAGCGCAUCCUCGCUCCCCUCGCUCUCGUAGCCGUCACCAGCAGCCUGGCCAGCCCCUUCGGCUACGCCAGCCUCGCCCACCUCGACUACAUCACCUUCCUGCUCGCCAAGAGCUGCAAGCUGCUGCCCGUCAUGUUCCUGCACAUCACCAUCUUCCGCAAGCGCUACCCGCUGUACAAGUACCUCGUUGUUGCCGCCGUCACCCUCGGCGUCGCCGUCUUCACGCUGCACUCGGGCAAGAAGAGCAAGAAGUCGGCCCGCGCCGACGACGCCAGCACCGCCUGGGGCCUUCUCCUGCUCGGCAUCAACCUGCUCUUCGACGGCCUGACCAACAGCACUCAGGACUACAUCUUCCAGUCGUUCCGGCCAUACUCGGGACCACAGAUGAUGUGCGCCAACAACAUGAUGAGCACCCUCGUCACCGGCGCAUACCUAAUCCUGAGCCCCUGGCUCGUUGCCACCGGUCUCGGCGAGUGGUUUGGCAUGGAUGUCGCUGGCAGUGCUGGCGAGCUCACGGCUGCACUGGACUUCAUGAGCCGGUACCCGGCCGUGUGGAAGGACGUCCUGGGCUUCGCGGCGUGCGGCGCCGUCGGCCAGGUCUUCAUCUUCUACACCCUCUCUACUUUCUCCUCGGUACUCCUCGUCACCGUCACCGUCACCCGCAAGAUGUUCACCAUGAUCCUGUCCGUCCUCGCCUUCGGCCACCGCCUCACCCAGAUGCAGUGGCUAGGCGUCGCCCUGGUCUUUGGCGGUAUCGGGGUCGAGGCUGGCAUUGCGCGCCAGGAGAAGAUUGCCAAGGAGGCGGCCAAGAAGGCGGCUGGGGGUGGGAAAAAGAAUCUAUAGACGCUACGGACGGAACGGGAGACAAAUGCAUGACUAGAAAGAUGACGCACAAAAAGAUGGCGUUGGGUGUGAAUCUAUAUGAUUUUGUUUAUAAACAUAGCACAGAAAGUCAACAUUCAAAGAUACCGACAAGUCAGAUCACGGAAAUGCAC